This is a messenger RNA of Verticillium dahliae VdLs.17, 1896 nucleotides long. Its product is annotated as carotenoid cleavage dioxygenase. The transcript has 2 exons. Gene Ontology annotation, molecular function: carotenoid dioxygenase activity. The record is from RefSeq and is a predicted model, not a curated record. Gene Ontology annotation, biological process: carotene catabolic process. The coding region runs from base 1 to 1896 and encodes 631 amino acids. NCBI's taxonomy places the organism in Eukaryota, Fungi, Ascomycota, Sordariomycetes, Glomerellales, Plectosphaerellaceae.
AUGACCCACGUCCUCUGUGAGAGAGGAACACGUGCAGGUCAGCAUCCUAGGGCCCGAUCUAGUCUGAUUCCCAACCCAAUUGCCAUCCAUCCAAUUGUCACAAGUCAGCUUCUCGGCACCAUCGGGCGGCACUCUGGUCGUCUGACUUGGCAGACGGCUUCGUCGGAAACCAUGAGAGUGCCGUUGGAUAAGCUGCCACAUGCUCUGCCUCAUUCACAGCCAACGGGAACAGAUCUCGAGGAUAGCGUCGGUAGCACUGCAGGCGAUGAUGUAGCCGAAUUGAAGUUUGACGGCUUGACGGAGACGCGCGGCCCCGUUGACCUCGUAGUAAGAGGUCGCAUUCCAGCUUGGGCAGCGGGGUCUCUUUAUCGGACAGGCCCCGGUGCUUGUAAAGUCGAAGACACCAAAUCCGGAACGCUUCACAUAUCGCACUGGUUCGACGGUCUCGCCCACACGCACAGGUUCGACAUUGUCGAGGAUGAGUCCGUCGCGGGCGGGAUCCGCGUCCAGUAUUCGUCGCGACGUCAGUCCGAAGCCCUGGAGAAGGACAUCAGAGAUUCUGGAGCCUACCGGUCUCUGUCAUUUGGCCAACGAAGUGACCCUUGUAUGGGUAUGUUCGGAAAGCUCAUGUCUGUGUUUCGUCGCAUGAAGAUCGAACGCUCCACGGAUCUCGACAAUGUUGGCGUAACCGUCAACGCAGACAUCCCUGGCCUUCGAAGUCUAGCCCAGGGCCACAAAGAUAGUGGCCACGCCACCCUUCCAGGUAACGUCUUCAUCGGUACCGAUGCCGCUGUGUUUGCUGAGAUCGACCCCAAGACGAUGGAGCGACUUGGCGUCAUUAGCCACCAGAAGCUUCAUACACAACUGCGCGGACCAGAAGCGCCGGCUCAUGGCCACCGCGAUCCCGAGACGGGUGACUACAUCAGCUUCAACGCUGACUUUGGCCGCAAAGGCGUGUACCGUGUCUUCCUCUCUAGCGCAGAAACCGGCAAGACCACAAUCUUGGCUUCUUUCAACGGUACUCCUGCCUACAUCCACAGCUUCUUUUUGACGCGCAACUAUGCCAUCAUCUGUGUGCCUUCGUCACAUCUGAAGCUUGGGGGCGCAAAGGUCCUCUGGGAAGGUAGUAUCGUGGAGGCGCUCCAGCCGUUCGACAACUCACUAGAGUGUCACUGGUAUGUCGUCGACAGGCGCCUUGGCAAAGGGCUCGUGGGCGAAUUCGCCUCCCCAGCCGGGUUCUUUUUCCACUCGACCAAUUCGUUUGAGGACGAUGAGGGGAAUAUUAUAUGCGAGUUGGUCGCGUACCCGAGCACGAUGCUGAUCCAUCGUCUCUACUACGACAUUCUUCUCAACAGGGAUGGCAAGGGCGAGCAGUUUCUCUACGACAGCAAACGACUCGUGGAGACCUUCCCAGGCCUAGUGAGAUACAAAUUUCUGAAGACAGACCUCGUCUCACCAGGAAGCAAGGUCAAGGCACCGCUCCCGUCGCCGUCGAAGGAGUGGGAGAUUCCGGCGCCUCACGUCGGCGAGCUGCCAACAAUCAACCCCGCGUAUGCCUGUCGGCGGCACCGCUUCGUCUACAGCCUCAUUGAUCGUGGGUACAGCACUCUCUACGACGGUAUUGCCAAGACGGACACGCAGACGCGGGAGGUUCUGGUAUGGAGCGGACCGACAGGCCACACACCUGGGGAGGCAAUUUUCGUGCCUCGACCGAGCACCGUUGACAAACCUUCGCGGGAGGACGACGGGGUGCUUCUAAGUGUGGUACUUGACGGGCAUAACCGGACGAGCUAUUUGGUUUGCCUCGAUGCGCGGACAAUGGAGGAGCUAGGGCAGGCAGAUUGCAAUUUCGCGGUUGGCUUUGGUUUUCACGGGCAGCAUGUCAACGGGAUCUAG